UACAUUCCCUAAAAAAAAUUUUCUACGUAUUUUCGCACGCAUCGCGUGCAUAUAAAAACUAGUAGCCUAAUAGUCGCCCAUCUCUAUCAGCCGUUUCUUUCUUUUUUUUUUAUCUAACUCCAUCAGUCUCCAAUCUCCAUGGCUCACUCCUUCGGUCCUUUUCCUUCCUUGUUUCUACUCUCUAACUGAAGGGUAGUUGAAUUUGAUUGCGAGUUUGCGACCACUUCAAAAUCCGGCGACCUCAUACUCUACUAGCAUUCGUCGACGACCGGCGAACUCAACUCGCAAGUCACAAGUUAAUUAUUUCAGUAAGAAUUUCGUUGAUUGCAGCCCCUCGGUCGCUGCCGAGCACCGACCACCUUUCUUUCAGUGUGCUACACGAGAUGCAUCCUCCAUUGACAUUGCACCGGCACCCUAUGUGUGCUGAAAUCAUUGAGGCAUUCCAGAAAUGUCAUGCAGAUCACCCUUUUGGCAAAUUUGUCGGCAAGUGCACUGAGCUCAAAAUUAAACUUGAUCGCUGCUUCAGGCAGGAGAAAGCCGUAAAGCGGAAGGUAAACUUUGAACAGAGCAAAAAACUAAAAGAAAAAUUACAGUCACAGAGGAAGGAAACUGCCGGACAAAGUUAAAGAAUGAUUUGGGGAAUUGCAAGUGUAUGCUUUUCCGGAACUAUUGGUACAUACUUGAAGUUAGCAUUUUACUGUGCAUGUAGCAUUCAAAAUCAGAGUUCUUAUUUCUCUGUGUUGUUGAUUUUGUAUUCAUUUGCUAGGAAUACUUGAGGAAUAGGAGAAAUAUUAUAACUUCCGACUCAGGGUCUAGGGAUAUUGUAUACUUGACUUGAACUUGCAGUGAAUAAAAAUCACGACCUUUAUUAUUCA
Beta vulgaris subsp. vulgaris (sugar beet) is the source of this 875-nucleotide messenger RNA. RefSeq lists its product as uncharacterized. Gene Ontology annotation, cellular component: mitochondrion. Lineage: Eukaryota; Viridiplantae; Streptophyta; Magnoliopsida; Caryophyllales; Amaranthaceae. The transcript has 6 exons. Bases 384 to 626 code for a protein of 80 amino acids. The record is from RefSeq and is a predicted model, not a curated record.